Messenger RNA from Rotaria socialis, 678 nucleotides. Lineage: Eukaryota; Metazoa; Rotifera; Eurotatoria; Philodinida; Philodinidae. The record is from the annotation of a GenBank genome assembly.
AUGACCUCUCAAUAUAGCUUAACAAAAAGUUGGACAUUAUUGCGUUAUGCUCUUGAAAUAAAUCAUCAUUCACCACUGUCAAGUCAAAACUCAUCACCAUCAUCAUCAUCAAAUGAACGGCAACAACCACAACGUCUAACUGUUGAUUUUUCCGAAGGACCUCUUAGUGUAAAUUUCAGUACAACUCAACAAUUGUAUGUUCUGCGUGAUGAAACAGAAAAAAUCGAAUGUGUUGAUUUAUCGUCUCCUAAUCCAUCGGCAAUAUUUGCUACUUAUACUGGCGAUAGUCUUUUAAUGAGUUAUCUUAUUCCCAAUGACAAUAUUCAACGUAAAUUUUUAAUCAAAUUUGCUUCAACUACUAAUCAAAAUGGUCGUCAACAUUGUGAAGACUGCGUCAAACUACUUUCGCGUUUAAUUAAUAUUACGCAUUUCGAUUCGAUAUCAUUAUCAUCCAUGACAAAUCCUGUUGAGAAACCGAAUUCAAUUCUAUCCAUUACUGAUAUGACAAAAGCAUUAAUGGGCGAUACUUCAAUCAAAUUACCUCGAUAUUAUAAUCAAGAAAUAUCGUUCGAUUUAAAUCGACCCAAUGAGUUUUUAGAAAAAUAUUUAUGUGAUGAAACAUUUCCUGAUUUUGUUGCUAGUGUUGCAUCGAUACUCGAUGCAAUGAAAGAAGCUUAA